AUGCAUAAUUUUAAUGGUUAAAUAGGUAUAGGUUAAAUCCAAACAACUAAGCAAAUAACUAAAGUAGACUCAGGUUAUUUAAUUCAGAAUUAAGAAAAUUUUUCUGGCCCAAUAUCACACAGUUUCACUCAGCAAACUUUGGAUAGAGAUAGUUAUAUCAAACAAACAGGAAAUAAAUUGAUUUAUGAAAUUUAAAUACGUGUUGAUGAAAAUAUUUAGCUUUUUAGUAUAUAAUAUCCUACCUUACCUGAUGUCUUGGCUCUUUGCAAUAGUACCUUUAGCUUUAUGAUGAUUUUAGGUUUCUUUGCUAGGAAAAUAACUCAAAAAUUGAUUCUUUAAGAGAUGUUUAUCUUAAUUUUACAAAAUAUUUAUUAAGAAACUUAUUCUAAGAUAUUGAAAAUAAACAAAUUUGUAAAUUUCAGCUUGGAUUUGUAGCUCAAACAAAUGUAAGUAGCUAAAAAGGUAGAAGAAGCAGUAAACAUAGAAGAAGGAGAUGAUAAAAUCUCAUAAAAGUCUAGCCCUAUAAUGAUUCCAUUUAUUUCGCCUAGGCUUGGUCAUACUAAGUUUACAAUAAAUAAAAAUUUAGUUAAUGAAGAACAGUAGUCUAUUUAAGAUUAAAAUUCCAUCUAUACUUCUUUAGAGCAAAAAACAGAAUUAAUCAGUUAAGAUUAUGGAAGUAGGAUUUAAAGUGCAGGAUUGAAAAAUAGAAAAAAAAACAAUUCUAUCACGAAUAAAAAUGCUAAAUAGCCGCUAAUUCUACAUAAAAAUAAAUUCAAAUUUAAUUAAUUUAAUUAAAAUUCAACAAAAGCAGAGUCCCCUUCAUCAUUCAAUUUUAUCAAUUAACCAAAAAGUCCAACCUAAUAAGAUUAAUUAUAAAAGUCAUAUUAAUUCAAUUAAACUGCAACAGACGUUUUAAAAGACUAAAGUCUCUUUUAGACAAUAAGCCAAAAAAUAAAAGCUCUAAGUGAAAAGCCAAUUUCGUAGAAAGUACAAAACCUUGUAUUCAAAACAAGGUUUUUCAAAGAAAGGAAGUUUUUAGAAUCUUAGGGAUUAAAUAGAUAAAUGAUAAUUGAUAUUGAAGAAUAAGUAAAUGAUAGUUUAGACUACUUAAAGAUUUACUAAGACAUUCUUAUGCUAAAGAAAGCUAUAUUUAUACUUUUAACAAAAGAGCAGCUUGCAGCCUUACAACUAGUAGGUUUUUCGGAUAAUUAAGCUAGAUCAGUAACAGAUUUGAAUUCUAAGAUAGAUAUAUUCUCAGCAUAAAUUGACAAAACAGAUAAAAAUUAUUUUGAAGAGCAAUUUAAUAUACACAAAUCAAGCUAAGUACAAGCCUAAUACAUUUAUUAAUUUAUAUCAAAAUGCUAAAAAUAACAAAACAUGAGCAUAGUAGAUCAAAGAUUACUUUCUUCUUUAAAAAUAAACCAUUGUAACUGA
Messenger RNA from Tetrahymena thermophila SB210, 1434 nucleotides. Its product is annotated as AMP-binding enzyme family protein. Lineage: Eukaryota; Ciliophora; Oligohymenophorea; Hymenostomatida; Tetrahymenidae. The record is from RefSeq and is a predicted model, not a curated record. The transcript is spliced from 3 exons.